AUUUAACCGACAUAAAUUUAUUGAAAUAAAAUAUUUUAUCUACAAAUUUAAUACAUUUUUUUACAGACACAUAUUCAUACUUUAUUUAUAUCGUUCUCAGGUUAUGGAAUGACAAAGAUUUAUUUUAUUCGCAGUAAAAUAAUACUUUUUUUAAAGACACGUACACCGAAUAUAAUACUUCCAUUUAUAUAAAUUCAAACAUUUAAAAACAUAUUAUUGAUCAGUAACAUACUAACUUUUAUAUUUUAAUAGUUAAACGUUAUUUAAAAAGUUUCUGUUAUAUAAUGUACGAUUUAUAUUACAAAGCAGCAGACAUUUUGUAUUUUUCUGAAGAAGUUCUCUGAAGUUCUUUGUGUCAGUUCGUUAUUUUUUUUGUUACUAGUAUCGAUUACUUAAAAGAUAUUGAUUGGAAACUUUAAAAGCAAUAGUGGAACUCGCAAUAAAUAACUUAAAACGAUGAUGGUGACAGCCCUGAGGUCAUUCACACGGAUUUGUUCAUAGGUCUGGGUCCGAUUAGCGGAUUCAUCUGCGCCAUAUAAGCACACAGCCAGCUGGAAUAGUAAUAAAAACACCAUUAAAAUAAUUAUAUAUGUAAUUGUUAUAUUUUUUUUUCAAUUCAUAGUUCAUUCAAUAUUAUCAUCAGCCCAUUCAGAAAUCAGAAACAAUAUAUGUAUCUUUAUUCAAAUUGAAUGAAUAGCUCUUAUGAAUCGUCCAAACAUUUUUUUCCCCUACCACUCAUUAUUGGACAUAUUUUUAAGUUACAGGGGAAAAUGAGCGAAAUAACAUUAAAUGUAUUGACAUUGUCUUUUCCUUUUUAUUUGCUGAUGCUCAAGGAAAAAGCUUUCAUAAAAUAAGUCUGUGUGUAGAACAAGGACACUAUUGCACAAUGUGAUUUUGAGAGCUGUAUCAUCUUUGCAACUUCCUCAAUUUUAUUCCAUAGAUAACUUCUACAACGUAUAAGAAAAAUUUAAGAAAAAAAAUCAAGGCAAAAAGGGGUAUAUCUUUGUAUAUCUACUAGCUUUUGCACACUGCUUUGCUCAUGAUGCGCUCUACGCAACGCCGUAAAAAUAUAAAGAAUGCUUGUAAACAUAAAGUUAAUAAGAAGAAACGAUAUAGAUCAAGAAGUGCUUUAGGAUGUGUGCAAAACAUAUCAAUUUUAGAUCUUGAAAACAUAAAUGAAGUCCUACGAGUUUAUAAGACGCAACGUGCAGAGGGCAAAGGGGCCUGGAAAGUUGUACCCAAGGACUCCUGUGAAGUUUAUAAAAAUAGAAGAAAGCGUCAGGCAGAAUCAAGUCACCACAAUGAAGAUAAUGAUGAAAGUGGAAGAUCGACAGACAGCGACAACGAAAAUAAAACUGGUGCAAAGAAACCAAAGAGGAACGGAGUAAAUGUGAAAAAGGAACCACUGCGUAAAACUAAAAGACGGCGAAAGUUAAACAAACACAGGCGCUCGCAGCAACGGUCGGAUUCCACGUCUAUCAGCACAACUACUAUGUACUCGUCUUGUUUUAGUUCAUCAGAAAUGGAUUAUGAUGAUGAUUAAAAUGUGAAUUGUGAAAUUCUGAAUAAUUAUGAUGUUCCAUUAAAAAUAUAGUUUUCUUUACUUUCAUUUUAAUAAUUAAAUUUUUGUAAUUAUGUUAUAAAGCUUUAUACG
Molecule: messenger RNA, 1654 nt
Organism: Chilo suppressalis (striped riceborer)
Lineage: Eukaryota; Metazoa; Arthropoda; Insecta; Lepidoptera; Crambidae
Source: the annotation of a GenBank genome assembly